Molecule: messenger RNA, 654 nt
Organism: Anisakis simplex (herring worm)
Lineage: Eukaryota; Metazoa; Nematoda; Chromadorea; Rhabditida; Anisakidae
Source: the annotation of a GenBank genome assembly
AUGGACAACGAUAACGAUGGUGAUAGCGUUGCUGUAUCAAGAAGUAGCAUCUGGGAGUUAUCAGAUUCUAGAAAGUCAUCAUUUGUCUCAUCGUCGAAUGCAGUUGAUAUCACAACUGUGGAAAGAACGUUAGAUCGUGAAGAAUCCAGACAGAAUCAGUCCAGUAUUUUGACGGUUACUGAUGGAAAAUUGCCUUUCGAUGACAGAUCUAUUCGUAGGAAAUAUGGAACGUUUUAUACACCCGAAAAUAUGUCACUUUUGCUCGAUGCGCUCAUCAGCGAUCAGAAUGAUGACUGGAGAGCUGGUAUGAAUGAACCGGUGAUUAUAUGGAGUCACGAAUCCAAAUAUCAUCCGGAUUAUGGUAAAUACUCACCUGGGAUCAUUCAGAGGUAUAUAGCAGAAACAGCCACCUCACGCUAUAUGUCAUUCGUUAUUUUGGGUAUCGUUGUCGCGUUUUUACUCUAUGUCUAUUUGAAUCAUCUGUUCGAAAUGCGUAUGCUACGUCGUCUACGUGAACAAGAACGUCUACGACAAAUUCUUCAGCAAUCUGCAAUUAUCAUGGCAAAUUCAGUGGUUGCACAGCACAUGAAUGACGCGACUGCUAAUCAAAGGCGUUUAAGCAUUCUGAAUCUUUUCCGUGCUUUUCGUUUAUGA